CGCCCCCCUCCCCGCCGUGACUCGCCCCUCCCUCCGGUGGCCCGGCCUCUGCCCCCUCCCUCCUCAACCCCCUCCUUCGUCGCAGCCCGCGCUGCCCCGCGCUGCCCGGCCCGCCCCCGGCACUCCUGCCCCGCGCACCUCCGGGUUUCCAGUCCCGUGCCCUCGGGCUGGAUCUGAGUCACUGGGAAACUGGGCUCUGAGUCAGGCCCUAACUAGCUUGGGUACGGGGGCCCAGCUGCGGAGAGGCAGAAAGGCCAGAACUGAUGCUGGGGCGAGAGAGAGUCCUGGUCAGGACCCCAUGGGGAGAAAGUGUGUGAGAAGCUAACAGGCAGAGGCAGAGAGACAGAAAUCUGGAGUCACAUACACCUAAAGGUCUAGUUAAAAUUGGAGACUCAGGCAAGGAGAGGCUUAAUGACAGAGCAAAAGAAGGAGGGGAACAAAGAUGGAUUUAGAUAGAGGCAGUGACCGAUAGAGUGGGGUAGAGAAAGGGACAAGCAGAGAGAAAACUCUAAGACAGGUCCAGAGAAUAGACCAGGGUCAGGGUCAGGAUGGCCGAACGGGACAAAGCCUCAAAGACUUGAGCCCAAAGGCACGGGAAAGGGAAAGGGAAAGCUCAGAGGAAGAAGAUUUGGAGAAAGCAGAGGUAGGGGGAUGUCAUUUCACACUCUUGAGUCGCUAUAGGGAGGGUGCUCACGUGUGCAUGCAUGUGUGUGAACAUGCUUCAGGUUGGUGGAGAGUGAAGACCCUGGAGUACCCCUGGCCUCUGGGCCCUCCUCUUUCCAGCCCAAUUCUCCACCCUAUCCCCAUUCCCCAGGUGGCCUGUUUCCACGGCCAGGACCCCACUUGCUGAAACUAGUUAGGGCUCUCUGGGCAGCCUGUCCAAGGCAGACAGGAUGUGGGGGCGGCCAGGGCUGGAGGGACAGGAAGGAAGUCUGAGCAGAGACAAUAGGUGGAAGGGGAGGAGGAACUGGGAAUGACCAGGAUUAGGAUGGCCGAGCUUGUACCUCAGUUCUGAAAACCAGGGGGGUGGAAUCUCCACCUCUUCCCUCCUCUUGUGCCACAGCUGCCCCUGUACCCACCUUAGGCCACGUAAUGAGGCCCCUCUUCCCACCAUCCCUUUCCAUCCUGCCCCCGCAGGCUUCUGUCAUCUUGUCCCAUGCUGACUUGGUUGAAUGCAAUAAAGCAGAGGCAGAGCUUUGAUCCAGACCUAGGGUGGUCAGGAGCGUGGGGGCCAACACUUCCACCAAUUUGUUGUGAGCCUGGGGCAAGCCUCUUCCCUUCUCUGAGCCUCAGUGUCCUCAUCUGCAAAUGAAGAGAUUCCUCUAUAAUAAGAAAGCCCUUUCUGAUGUUCUGGGACGGCUCUUCCUCCAGAUUGCCGGCCACUGGUCAUUUUUCUUUGGAGGAAGACAAGUCUGGUACCUACCCCCUGUCCAGGCCUCAGACUUUGGGACAGGGAGGGGGAAUCUCAGCCUGAGCCCUUCCUUCACCCUGCCGCUCCCCCCAGCAAUGGCCUGAGCCCCCAUGGCUGCCCCUCAGGACCUGGACAUCGCUGUGUGGCUGGCCACGGUGCACCUGGAGCAGUAUGCAGACACGUUCCGAAGGCAUGGCCUGGCUACAGCGGGUGCAGCCCGGGGCCUGGGCCACGAGGAGCUGAGGCAGUUGGGUGUCAGCGCCACAGGUCACCGGAAACGCAUUCUGCGCCUGCUGCAGGCAGGUGCUGCAGAGGGCUCCCUGGAUUCCCAGUUGGACAGUGCCAUGGAGCCAUCCCCCAGCCUAGCCCCCCAAGCCCAGCCCCCCAAGCCUGUGCCUAAGCCCAGGACAGUAUUUGGUGGACUCAGUGGCCCCACCACCACCCAAAGACCUGGAGUGAGCCCAACCCUCUGGAAACCAGAAGUGUCCAGGAGCCCGGAGUCCAGCCCAAGUUCCCCUCCUCUCCCCACCUCCUCCUCUGAGCAGACUUCAGCCUUGAAUACUGUGGAAAUGAUGCCAAAUGCCAUCUACUUUGGCCUGGACUUAAGAGGCGGGGCACAGACAGCCCAGGACAUGACCCCAGACAGCUCCCAGGCAGCUGCCCCCACCCCUGCCCUCAGGCCCACAGCAGGCACAGUACAUAUCAUGGACCCUGGCUGCCUGUACUAUGGUGUCCAGCCCGUGGGGGUCCCAGGGCCACCUGACAGAAGAGAAGGCAGAGGUGUCUGUCAGGACCGGGUUGAACACAGGCUCAGCAGACAGGAUCUGGAAGCACGGGAGGAUGCUGGCUAUGCUAGCCUUGAGCUGCCUGGGGAUUCUACCCUCUCACUGCCCACCCUGGACAUGGAGAUGAAUGAUGACCUCAUUUCACCCUAUGCCAGUUUCUCAUCCACAGCAGACCGCCCCACGCCCCUGCUCAGCGGCUGGCUAGACAAGCUCUCCCCUCAGGGAAACUACGUUUUCCAGAGGCGCUUUGUGCAGUUCAACGGCAGGAGUCUGAUGUACUUUGGCAAUGAUAAGGAUCCCUUCCCCAAGGGUGUGAUCCCUCUGACUGCCAUUGAGAUGACCCGCAGCAGCAAGGAUAACAAGUUCCAGGUCAUCACUGGCCAGAGGGUGUUUGUGUUUCGCACAGAGAGCGAGGCCCAGCGGGACACCUGGUGCUCCACACUGCAAUCCUGCCUGAGGGAGCAGCGCCUCCUGGGCCAUCCCCGGCCCGCUCAGCCACCCCGACCCCUCCGCACAGGCAUGCUAGAACUUCGUGGACACAAGGCCAAGGUUUUUGCUGCUUUGAGCCCUGGAGAGCUUGCCCUGUACAAGAGUGAGCAGGCCUUUUCUUCCGGCAUCGGGAUCUGCUUCAUUGAACUGCAAGGAUGCAGCGUCAGGGAGACCAAGAGUCGCAGUUUUGAUCUGCUCACGCCCCAUCGCUGCUUCAGCUUCACAGCCGAGUCUGGGGGUGCUCGGCAGAGCUGGGCGGCCGCUCUGCAGGAAGCAGUAACCGAGACCCUGUCUGACUACGAGGUGGCUGAGAAAAUCUGGUCCAAUCGGGCAAACCGGCACUGUGCGGACUGUGGCGCCUCCCGCCCAGACUGGGCUGCUGUCAACCUCGGGGUGGUCAUCUGCAAGCAGUGUGCAGGUCAGCACCGGGCCCUGGGUUCUGGGAUCUCCAAAGUACAGAGCCUGAAGCUGGACACAAGUGUGUGGAGUAAUGAGAUAGUGCAGUUGUUCAUUGUCCUGGGAAAUGAUCGUGCCAAUCGCUUCUGGGCAGGGGCAUUACCCCCAGGUGAGGGGCUGCAUCCAGAUACAAGCCCUGGCCCCCGGGGAGAGUUCAUUUCCCGGAAGUACCGACUGGGUCUCUUCCGGAAGCCCCACCCUCAGUAUCUAGAUCAUGGCCAGCUUCUCCAGGCACUGUGUGCAGCUGUGACAGGACCCAACCUGCUGAAGAACAUGACCCAGCUCCUCUGUGUUGAGGCCUCUGAGGGCGAGGAGUCCUGGUCCCCCUCAGCACCUGAUGGCAGCUUCUCUGGUCUCCUGCUCCCAGACCCUUCCCCUGGCGUGUACAAUGAGGUGGUGGUACCUGCCACUUACAGCAGCUUCCUGUACUGUGGUCCCAUCAGCAACAAAGCUGGACCCCCACCUCCUCGCAGGGGGCGGGAUGCUCCCCCCCGAAUGUGGUGCGUGCUGAGAGCAGCUCUGGAAAUGUUUGUGUCAGAAAGCAGCCCUGAACCCCUCAGCCUCAUCCAGCCCCAAGAUGUUGUAUGUCUGGGUGUGAGUCCCCCACCCACUGACCCAAGUGACCUUGACAGAUUCCCCUUUUCCUUUGAGCUCAUCCUCACUGGGGGGAGGAUCCAGCAUUUUGGCACAGAUGGAGCUGACAGUCUGGAGGCCUGGACCAGUGCUGUGGGCAAGUGGUUCUCCCCGCUGAGCUGUCACCAGCUGUUGGGCCCUGGGCUGCUGCGGCUGGGCCGCCUGUGGCUACGCUCUCCCACCCAUUCAGCCCUGGCCCCUGGCCUCUGGCUGUCAGGGUUUGGACUUCUUCGUGGUGACCACCUCUUCCUGUGUCCAGCACCGGGCCCUGGCUCUCCAGCCCCUGAGGACAUGGUGCAUCUGCGGCGGCUACAGGAAAUCAGUGUGGUUUCAGCAGCUGACACCCCAGACAAGAAGGAGCAUUUGGUCCUGGUGGAAACAGGAAGGACCCUGUAUCUGCAGGGGGAGGGCCGGCUGGAUUUCUCAGCAUGGACCGCGGCCAUUGAGGGGGCUGCUGGCGGGGGCGGCACAGGGCUGCAAGAGCAGCAGAUGAGCCGGGGUGACAUCCCUAUCAUCGUGGAUGCCUGCAUCAGUUUUGUCACCCAGCAUGGGCUCCAGCUGGAGGGCAUAUACCGGAAAGGGGGUGCCCGCGCCCGUAGCCUUCGGCUCCUUGCUGAGUUCCGGCGGGAUGCCCGGUCAGUGAAGCUCCGGCCAGGGGAGCACUUCGUGGAGGAUGUCACCGAUACACUCAAACGCUUCUUUCGAGAGCUCGAUGACCCUGUGACCUGUGCACGGUUGUUGCCCCGCUGGAGGGAGGCUGCUGAGCUACCACAGAAGAAUCAGCGCCUGGAGAAGUACAAAGAAGUGAUUGGCUGCCUGCCACAGGUUAACCGCCGCACGCUGGCUACCCUCAUUGGGCAUCUCUAUCGGGUGCAAAAGUGUGCUGCUAUAAACCAAAUGUGCACGCGGAACCUGGCCCUGCUGUUUGCACCUAGUGUGUUCCAGACAGAUGGGCGGGGGGAACAUGAGGUGCGGGUGCUGCAGGAACUCAUCGAUGGCUACAUCUCUGUCUUUAAUAUUGACUCUGACCAGGUAGCUCAGAUUGACUUGGAAGUCAGUCUUAUCACCACCUGGAAGGAUGUACAGCUGUCCCAGGCUGGAGACCUCAUCAUGGAGGUUUAUAUAGAACAGCAGCUCCCAGACAACUGUGUUACCCUGAAGGUGUCUCCGACACUGACUGCUGAGGAGCUGACUAACCAGGUAUUGGAGAUGCGGGGGACAGAUGCUGGGAUGGACUUAUGGGUGACGUUUGAAAUUCGUGAGCACGGGGAACUUGAGCGGCCCCUGCACCCCAAGGAAAGGGUCCUAGAGCAGGCCCUUCAAUGGUGCCAGCUCCCAGAGCCCUGCUCAGCCUCCUUGCUCUUGAGAAAAGUCUCCCUGGCCCAGGCCGGCUGCCUCUUCACAGGUAUCCGCCGCGAGAGCCCAAGGGUGGGUCUGUUGCGAUGUAGGGAGGAGCCACCCCGCUUACUGGGAAACCGCUUCCAGGAGAGGUUCUUUCUGCUGCGUGGUCGUUGCUUGCUGCUGCUCAAGGAAAAGAAGAGCUCUAAACCAGAACGAGAGUGGCCUUUGGAAGGUUCCAAGGUCUACCUGGGCAUCCGAAAGAAGUUAAAGCCUCCAACACCGUGGGGCUUCACAUUGAUACUGGAGAAGAUGCACCUCUACCUGUCCUGCAGUGAUGAGGAUGAGAUGUGGGAUUGGACCACCAGCAUCCUCAAAGCCCAGCACGAUGACCAGCAGCCAGUGGUCUUACGACGCCAUUCCUCCUCUGACCUUGCCCGUCAGAAGUUUGGCACCAUGCCUUUGCUGCCCAUCAGAGGGGAUGACAGUGGGGCCACCCUCCUCUCUGCAAAUCAGACCUUGCGGCGACUUCACAACCGGAGGACCCUGUCCAUGUUCUUUCCAAUGAAGUCAACCCAGGGGUCUGUGGAGGAGCAAGAGGAACUGGAGGAGCCUGUCUAUGAGGAGCCAGUGUAUGAGGAAGUGGGAGCCUUCCCUGAACUGACCAAGGACACCUCUACCUCCUUCUCCACCAUGAGAGCUCAGACAGCCAACCCUGAGACUCCCCUCACCAGCCAGAGGUCCUUUGAUCAACCCUUUUUCCCCAAGGCAGGUGCCCCAGGCCCAGAGGAAAGGCCACCAGAGCUCCCUCCAGGCCCCCUUUCAAAGAGCAGCUCCCAGGCACGUGGGUCCCUGGAGGAACAGCUGCUCCAGGAACUUAACAGCCUCAUCCUGAGGAAGGGAGAAACCACCAUAGGCCUAGGAAGCCCCUCCCAGCCCUCCAGCCCUCAGUCCCCGAGCCCCAAUGGCCUUCUGACACAGACGCCUGGCUUCCCCACCCAACCUUCCUCUUCUUCUAGUUCACCCUCCAGCCAGCCCCUCACAUGACCCUAAGACCAGAAGUCUGAAGGGGUAGGUAACCAGAAGACCCAAGUUCUCACCAUGGCAGACACUGCUGGGAGCCUCCUCUGCUCUGGAUGGAAAGACUCUAAAAUCCAGUGCGGUGCUAUGGAAAGACCACAGGACUCAGGGCUCUGGACUCUCCUGCCCAGAGAGGGUCAGAAUGUGGCCCUCACUGAACCUCCACUCAUUAUAUGUACCAUGAUGUCACUGAAAUAAGGAGAACAGUGAACAUCAAACUGUUUCUUAGAGCAGUAAGCCCCACAUAUUUUUCCUCAUCAAGGACAACUCCUCCUUAUAUAUUUGAUAUGUAGGUGUCCUGUGAGACAUUUUGGGUUUGAAAAGAAUGGUUUUACUGCAUUAAAUAAAAAAAAGGAUUUGGAAGCCAGAGAGCUGAAUGAUUUCCAAGUCUAUCCUACCCCACCUCCUACAUUUGGGAACUACAUUGAAGACCUAGUGUCGGGAGAUUGAUUGGGGUUGACAGUUGGGGUAAAGAGGAGCCAAAAAAGAUGUGUCAUUGUUAAUAAAACAAUGGAACAGUGGAACAAUGGAAUAAAACAGCCUUGGAACCAAAGGCUACUGUUGCUUCAUUCAUUCAUUCAUUCAUUCAACAAAUAUGUAU
Molecule: messenger RNA, 6793 nt
Organism: Panthera uncia (snow leopard)
Lineage: Eukaryota; Metazoa; Chordata; Mammalia; Carnivora; Felidae
Gene: ARAP3
Product: ArfGAP with RhoGAP domain, ankyrin repeat and PH domain 3
Exons: 32
Coding region: 1522-6159 (1545 amino acids)
Biological process (GO): positive regulation of GTPase activity; signal transduction
Cellular component (GO): ruffle
Molecular function (GO): protein binding; GTPase activator activity; phosphatidylinositol-3,4,5-trisphosphate binding
Source: RefSeq, a predicted model, not a curated record